GUCCUAAAAAUGUCAGCCAGACACAUAGUUAUUGACUUUGAGUCUUACCUACAGCAUGACCCAGGAGAAGAAGGAAAGGUUAUGGAAGGGGUUGAAGGGAUUGAGGAAAUUUGGAGUAAGGUUGAAGAGAAAGAAGUGAUUGUGAGCCUUUAUUACCCAGUAUUGUGCAAAGAAAUUGAACAAUUCCAGAUACUAUUGACCAAGAAAAACAAGUCUAAAGAAAAUACAGAGAAAAAUCAAGAAUCCAAAGCUAAUAUUGUAGUCGGUCUCCAAUGAUUAUUCUUUGAAUUAGGAUUCCAUUCUUCUGCUGGGCAUGAAGUCGUAGUCUACUCAAACAAUCCAAAUUUGUUCUAUAAGCGAUUCGUUGACAUGCUCAAGCAGAAAUAUGGGAGCAAUAAGAAUAUUCCCAUUAAGCACAAAAGGAUGGAAAGACUAGAUAAAGACUUAAAAUUAAUGAAACCUGUUACAAAAUUGGCAAAUAUUGAAGAAUCAAAGAUUGAUCCAAGAUUAAUGAAACACAAUAAAGAGAGAACUUAUCAAAUCAACGUAAAAGAAGAAAAUAAAGAUAUUCAAACAGGCAUCUCAGGAUCUCAAACAGAAACUGGUCUAUCAACUACAUCAGGAUCAACUGCAUACUCUGAAAUAGAUAAAGAAAUGGAGGAGCUUAACAAUAAAUUCAUCAAUGACAAGGACUAUAAAAAUUCACUUGCUGUACUAUUAGAGAAAAUCCCUAACUACUUUAAUCAGACAGGAGAUAAUAACGUGAUCAAAUUCAUGAAUGGACUUGAAAAUCUCGUUGCCCAACACCUCAAUAAAUUCCAAAAAACAUUAAAGACCGACCUUUCAGUUUCUCAAAGAAAUAAAUAUUUCCUUUAUGUGAGAAAUUUCCUUUGCAAGAAAGAAAUCAUCAAAUGCGGGAUUCUGAAUCUAUGGGUAUACACACAUUAUGGAGACACAGAAGAAAAGAUGAAAGAUUCCUACACAGUAAAAAUAGACUUUGACAAGGUUGAUAAAGCUUUGGCUGACUUUACACAGAUUAAAUCAAAGUUCUCAUUCAAGGGAUAUGAGCUGGUAGAUAAAAUUAGCAUCUAUGGGUCAAUAUGCUACGCAGCUGCUAAAAAUUUGAUAAAAAAUAUUCUUACAAGCUCUGAUAAGCCAAUUAGUUCAGUUACAAGUCUGACUCAAACCAUUUACCAUGUUUUGAAAUGCCUUUAUAACUCCAAGACAGUGCCCAAAGAGCAGAAGUUUGUUAUAAAGAAGGAUAAGAGAGUUAAGUACAUGAUCAGUGAAAUAUUAAAAUAUCACAAAAUCUGGGAAGCAAAGAAGGAUGGAUCUAUAAUAAUUAGCAAGGAAAAGUGUGAAGUCCUACUUAAUAAAUUGGAGACUUGUGUUCCUCAAAGUAUGAUAAAUAGUUUGAUUGGAGACAUCGAGAGAAUUAUUGAGGAAUAAA
This is a messenger RNA of Moneuplotes crassus, 1450 nucleotides long. NCBI's taxonomy places the organism in Eukaryota, Ciliophora, Spirotrichea, Euplotida, Euplotidae. The record is from the annotation of a GenBank genome assembly.